CCACUUCCCUUAGCCCCUUGGCUGGCGCCCGCUGGUCGCGUCCCUGUCUCUAUGGGAGUUGUUGUUUUCUCGCCUCUGACGUCACAUUAGUGUCAGUGGGGCGAGCGGACGUGCGGACUACCGCUCCCGGCGAGACGCGCGGCGCGGCGCAGCGCACAGCGGCCCGGAAGAAGCCAGUAGCAGUCGGCUUUGGCAGCUUCGGUGGCGGACAGCCAUGAGUGGACAGAUGGCAGUGCUGGGUUCAGCUGUUCUGGCUCUCUUGUUAGCUGGCUAUCUAGCACAGCAAUAUUUACCCAUGCCUACGCCAAAAGUAAUUGGAGUUGACCUUGGCACGACAUACUCCUCUGUUGGUGUCUUCCUUCCUGGAACAGGACAAGUGAAGGUUAUUGCAGAUGAAAAUGGGCGCAAUAGCAUACCAAGUAUAGUCUCAUUCAGAGACAGGGAAGUGUAUGUAGGAUAUGAUGGCCUAGAACUGGCUGAUUCAAAUCCUCAGAACACCAUAUAUGAUGCAAAAAGAUUCAUUGGGAAAAUCUUUGCCUCAGAAGAACUGCAGAGUGAAAGUCGCAGGUAUCCCUUUAAGAUUUUGAACAACAAUGGAUCAGCUGAAUUUUCUGUGGAGUUUAAUCAAACCUUUCACAUCACCCCAGAGGGUAUUGGCUCUUUCCUGCUACGGAAAUUGAAGAAGCUGGCAGAAGAGCACCUGGGUGUGCCCAUUUCAGAGGCGGUCAUCUCUGUGCCAGCAGAAUUUGAUGAAAGGCAACGGAAUUCUACCAUUAAGGCAGCUAACCUUGCAGGGCUACACAUUUUGCGAGUAAUCAAUGAACCCACAGCUGCAGCUAUGGCUUAUGGACUCCACAAAGCUGAUGUGUUUAAUGUUCUGGUGGUGGAUUUGGGUGGAGGAACUUUGGAUGUGUCCCUGUUGAACAAGCAGGGAGGAAUGUUCCUCACGCGAGCCAUGGCAGGUAACAACAAACUUGGAGGACAAGAUUUUAAUCAGAAGUUGAUGCUGUAUUUGUACGAUCAGCUCCGACAAGUGUACGGUUCUCUGCCAACAAGAAAAGAAGAAAUACAUCGCCUCAGACAGGCUGUGGAAGCAGUUAAAUUAAAUCUGACUGUUCAUGAGGCAGCUACACUAAGGGUGGAGUUGACAAUGCCAGCAAGGAAGCUUACAAAAGAAGUCUCAGAAAGUGAGGUCAAAACCAACUCUGUGGCAGAAGACAAGCCUCUGCAAAAGGCAGGAGGGCUGGAAAACAUUGGAGAUGCUUCCGAAGCAGAGAAAGACUUUGACAAAGUUGUGUUUGAAACGCAAAUCUCUAGGAAGCUGUUUGAGAUGUUAAAUGAGGACCUUUUUGAGAAGAUUCUUGUGCCCAUUGAACAAGUGUUGAAGGAAGGCCACCUAGACAGAUCAGAAGUGGAUGAAAUUGUGUUAGUUGGAGGCUCCACUCGGAUUCCUAAGAUACGCAGAGUUAUUCGGGAUUUCUUUGGGAAGGAACCGAACACCUCUGUAGAUCCUGAUCUGGCUGUGGUAACGGGUGUAGCUCUCCAGGCAGGAAUCAUUGCUGGCUCCUGGCCUCUUCAAGUCAGCGCUAUAGAAAUUCCUAAUAAGCAUUUGCGGAAGACUAAUUUUAACUGAAGAGAAACUUUUUCCCGUUGCAUUCCAUCUCUCUGAAGCAUACUCUGAUGGUGCAUACUUUCCUGACUGGCAGUGGAGCCUAAUUCUAGCCAUAUCAAAUUCAUUCUUUUACCUGUCAAAUUUAUCCGUCUUAGGUGUUACUGGACACAAAACUGUUACAGCUAGGUGUUACUUCAGAAGUUCUGAAGCAUCUUUUAAAUAGAGGACGCUUGUAGAUGAGAAUUUGGAUGAAAAUGCUGGUGAUGACACACCCAUGCUGUCAUGCUAAAUUUUAUUAGCAAAUCCUGAAGAGGUGUAUGUUUAAAAUAUAAAGGGAGCGUGACCAAAGGUUAGAGAGAAGGUUUUAUGGUACUGUAGGUAUUCUCAGGUCAGGUCCAACAUAUCUACUUUGAAAGAAUGUGAAUCAGUGUUAAUGCACAUAGCACUAACAAUGUUGAACUUCAAUUUAUUUAUUAAACUGAGUCAUGUAAGCACCUUUCUUGCAGCUUCAAUGGGACUUGGGCAUUCACUUGGUUCUUCUGCUGUUCAUUAGCAGCAUGAUGGUAUCAUUGAAGUUGUAUGGCAAAUUAUCUCAUGCUUCAGCUGAAACAUAUUAAGAAACUUAACUCUUGCUGUGUUGAGUUACUUGAUGAGCCUCCAAGGGCUUACUGCCUGAUCUGGUUUUGCUGGUGAACAUACAGGUGCUCCUGUCAUACCACUGAUGUUCUCCACAGAGAGCAAGGGUGUAGCACCAACUAUUUAUACUUCCCUGCACCUUAUUUGAAAACUGCAGUGAUUUUGUGUAACUUGAAGGCACAACAGUUCGUCUUUUCUUCAGUUUGACCAACAUGGGUUUCAUUGUUGUGCAUCUAUGAGCGUGUGAUGCCUUUCCCCAUGAGCGCCUCAAGCCAUGUUGUUCUCAGAGAGAAAGUGUGGGACAGAAGGGACUGCCUGGAUGACAACAGUGGUUCCUCUGCUCCUAACAAAUGAAAAUUCACCCAACUAUUUCAUACUAUUUAGUUCAUAUCUCUGAUUCAAGUUCUGCCACGUCCCCACUCUAAACUGAAUAGGGAUCAGAAAUUGUAGCUGUUUUUUCGGGAAGGUCACUCAGGAUUUGAGGUAGCACUUCUUAGGACUGUGUUAGGCAAGUAGUUUGCUGCCCAGCUAUCUAGCAAAUGCAUGAGAUAAAACCCCCAAUGAUCUGAAAAAAAUAACUGGGGGAAAAAAAGAAUUAAUGAUCUGAAAAAAUAGUUGGUGACAGUUCUGUGCUCUUUGGAGGGUUAAAUCAAUACUUAAAUGCCACUGGAAAUAUUUUAUCUGUGUAGAACAUUCUGCAGUAAAAACAGUUCAUUUGGCUUCAACAUCCAUCAACCUGGUCUUAAUUGAGUAAGCUCUAGCAACAGGUCCUUCUCAGCAUUUUCUUGUGUUCUCCAGAAUCAUUUUCUUUGCAUUAAGCUUGUCAGGAUCAAGUGACAGGCUUAGAUUUAUUAUUUAACCUAUGAUUACAUUAAAAUAGUCUUCAUAUUCUCCUGGCAGUAGGCCUGAUUUAUGGCACUGCCAUAAGUCAGUUGUGCCGAUUCAGCUGUUUGCAUAGCUGUUGUCUAAACGUGGCCUUGAAGUAAUCCAAUUAAAGACCUCUAAAAUUGAAUCACAGUUGUACACUACCAUUCCAUCAACAUUGUUUAACUUCACAGAGGAUUCCCAAAAUACAUGUGGUUAAUUUCCCUCAGUUGAAAAAACAAAGGGAUUUAUCUGAGGGGUUUUUUCCCUUUGUACCCCCUUGAAAGUGACCAUUUCUAAGUCUGUGUGGAACUUCCAGGAAGUGAAAGUUUCCUGUGUUGAAGGAAGUGCCUCCUCCGUACCUCCUCAGAAGUGCCUCCUCAUCUCACUGAGGAUGCCAACAUACAGUAUGGUUGAAUGCCAAUAUACAGUACAGGUCUCACAUGCGGUUGCUAUUUGGGGUCUUUGCCUUGCAGAUAUAAAUGUAUGUGUUUAACUUAAGUUCCAGUGUCUUUGGAGUCACUGUGGCCUGCCCUGCUGUAAAUUCAUCUCAGUGUCUACUGAAGUUACAGUAGGUUUUCAGUCUUCACCUAUUUAAAUGCAGAGUGUCAAAUGAGCAGAGUUAUAUGGCAACAGAACAUCACGGUGAAGUCAAGCCGUUACAAGCUGUUGGUGACUUUGGGACACGUUAGGCAGGAGCAACUUCAAGCUGUUAAAAAGUCUCAAUGCAAAUAAAUGCUUUUUUCCUUUUGUGUACCCUUUCACUGGGGAGGGGGGAUGUUUCCUUCAUUGUGAAUCUGGGAAUUUUAAGGGAAGGAUGAGUUGUUUACUUGUAACACAAAGGGGUAUUUAUUCAGAUUUCUAUGCAGUUUUGGUUUUGGAGUAGAGAAGUUACUCUACAUUGUAACUUUGAUGCAUCCUUAUUUAUUAAAUAACUUUUCUGAGUUCUACAACAGAGUUAUUUAUUUUGUAUCUUUUGAUUUUAGUUCUGUAAUCUGGCACAAACCACUGAAUUUUAAAGAUUAGACGGCUGUACAAAGUGUGUGUUUCCAGGUACACGCAUGUCCUGCUUACUAAAAGUCUCUCUUUAAAGGAGUUGAUAUUUGAAAGCUGAAAUCUUUCUACAAACAGUCCUUGAAGUCGGAGUAUGGUUGCCUGUGGUGUUACGUGUAUAAUGAAUUCAUAUAGCCAAAGCUUGCUUGGUCAGUUGAAAUGCUGAAAGUAUAAGAUGCCUCACCAAUUGUAUGUUCCUGAAUUGUUUCCAGUGCAGAUGUUGAAAUGCAUUUUAUAAGUAAUCUUUUAGAAUGUUUUUAAUAAAAGCAGUUUCU
Colius striatus (speckled mousebird) is the source of this 4440-nucleotide messenger RNA. RefSeq names its product heat shock protein family A (Hsp70) member 13 (gene HSPA13). Gene Ontology annotation, cellular component: cytoplasm; plasma membrane; nucleus. Bases 215 to 1633 code for a protein of 472 amino acids. The transcript is spliced from 5 exons. Gene Ontology annotation, molecular function: ATP-dependent protein folding chaperone; heat shock protein binding; misfolded protein binding. Gene Ontology annotation, biological process: vesicle-mediated transport; protein refolding; cellular response to unfolded protein. The record is from RefSeq and is a predicted model, not a curated record. Lineage: Eukaryota; Metazoa; Chordata; Aves; Coliiformes; Coliidae.